Solea solea (common sole) is the source of this 1549-nucleotide messenger RNA. RefSeq lists its product as uncharacterized. NCBI's taxonomy places the organism in Eukaryota, Metazoa, Chordata, Actinopteri, Pleuronectiformes, Soleidae. The transcript is spliced from 2 exons. Bases 23 to 1129 code for a protein of 368 amino acids. The record is from RefSeq and is a predicted model, not a curated record.
AGAAGGCGGAAGCAAAGCAAACAUGGACGCUAGCAAGAAAGUCUUCUUGGUCGUCGCUCUUUCGGAGUACAAACAACUUUUAGACAAAUAUUCUCUGCACCUGAAGAAAAACUCCGAGGAGGAUGAAAGACGCAGAAGGAUACUCAUAUCCACGAUACUGCGGUCGAGGCAGCAGGUCAUCCUGAAGACCGGAACUGCGUGGGAGGAGAUGCAGAACAUGGAUGAGCGCACGUUUUCUCGCCACUUCCGAGUCUCCAAGCCGCAAUUUGAGUAUCUGGCGAUGAAGCUGCAGGUGAGCGGACUGGAGAAGGAGCACUGCCAGGGUCUGGCUCCCGUUCCCGUCACAAAAAAGGUCCUCAUGUUCUUGUGGUACAUGUCCAACCAGAGCAGCUUCAAAGAGAUGUCAGAGACGUUCGAGGUGUCGCAGUCGACGGCGCACAGGGUGAUCUCGGAGGUGCUGAACACUGUGUGCACGUUGGGCCCGACCUUCGUCUCGUGGCCAAACGCUUGUGAGAAAGCGGCGUCUGCGGCCGCGUUCCACCGCCUCUGCGGCCUCCGCGAGGUCAUCGGUGCGAUCGACGGGUGUCACAUUCGGGUGCAGAGGCCGCCCGUGAGAGGAGGAGACUACAUGAACUGCAAGUCCUACUACUCCGUCCUCCUGCAGGGGAUUGUAGACGACAGGGGGCGAUUCCUAGACAUAUUUGCGGGGCCACCGGGCAGAGUUGACGAUGCCACGAUGCUGAGGGCGUCCAGCUUCUACGAUGGCUGGCAGGAGAAGAUGGGUGAGUACAGGCUGCUGGGAGACUGUGCCUACACGGGACACGGCUUCCCGUUUGUCGUCAGUCCUCGGAGCGAGAGCGAGGAUCUGACUGAAGCGGACGAGCUGAGGAACUGCAGAAUCGGCCGCGGGACGGCGGUGGUCGAGGAAGCUUUCGGACGCCUGAAGUGCAAGUGGAGGCGCCUUCGGGAUCUGAGGAACACCCGCAUCGACGCUGUGGUGAUGACCGUCAUGGCAGCGUGCUUCCUACACAACAUGUGUAAUGGGACUUUGGAAAUAUGCCAGGAGCAUCCACAGGGCUGCCCGAGGCAUGGGGAUGAAAAUGAAGAGAUCAUUUGUCUUACUGUUUGAUCUGUGAAGCUGUGGUUCCGUCGGGGUACGGACCGGGUUUGGAACGGUAAAGUCCUGGGUCAGGCUGUGCCCCAUGGCUCUUGAGCGUGAUGUCCUACUGGUGUGACAACAGCGCAACACUUCUUAGUGUUAGUGCUAUUUAAAACUUUCUCAAAAUCCAUGGGAUAUUCACACAAGUCACAAGGGAGUUACGUUUUUCUCUCCACCCUGACUGUACCGUACCAUUUUACUCUGACGCCCCAAAGAUCAGGGUGCCAGAAUGGAACAGUAGAGGGCGGGGCCGGAAAUUUUGGUGCUAUUCCGAAUGGAAAACGGCAAAAGAAACAAGCACUGUACUAAACGGGUUGUAGUUUAAUUUCUCCUCUGCAAAGUCUGGCUUCCCUCGUUGUGAAAGGAUGAAGAAUACAAGAAUACGUCUGA